Messenger RNA from Glossina fuscipes, 1236 nucleotides. RefSeq names its product actin-related protein 10 (gene Arp10). Gene Ontology annotation, biological process: retrograde axonal transport of mitochondrion. Bases 69 to 1193 code for a protein of 374 amino acids. Lineage: Eukaryota; Metazoa; Arthropoda; Insecta; Diptera; Glossinidae. The record is from RefSeq and is a predicted model, not a curated record. The transcript has 3 exons.
CUUUUCAUUUACAAAGCUCUGCAUCUCUCGAAUUAUAUUUUUCAUGAAAAAUAUUUAAAUCAAUUAAAAUGCCUUUAUAUGAAACUGUGAUGCAAGAAAAGCCACCAGUGGUGUUGGACAUUGGUACCGCUUAUACGAAGUUGGGCUUUGCUGCUGAGGCUUAUCCACGUAAAAUAAUACCUACUGAAUAUAUUUCGUCCGCGAAUGGAGAAUCAAAAAAACUAUUUAAUUAUGAAACCUUACAGGAGUUUUAUGAUCAAAUGGUCGAUUUUUUGCAAAUGAUAUUUUUCAAAUAUCUUCUAGUCAGUCCAAAAGAUCGUAAAAUAGUUAUUGUUGAGAAUGUUUACGGUCAAACAGUGAUACGCGAAACCUUAGCUAAGGUUUUGUUCCGUCAUUAUGAGGUCGCUUCCGUACUGUAUGUACCGUCACAUAUGAUUGCUUUAUCUACUUUGGCGGUACCUAAUGGGGUUAUAGUCGAUAUGGGGUAUGCCGAAACUACAGUAAUGCCAGUCUUUAGUGGUGUCCAGAUCAUGCAAGCAUUUCAAGAUCAGAAGUAUGGUGGACGCGACAUACAUGAAGUAUUGAAAUGUUUGCUUUUGAAAGAAGGUAUUGACUCACACUUAUUAACAGAAGAAGUGCUAGAAGAUAUAAAAGUUCGCACUUGUUUUAUCACAAAAUUAAGUCGAGCCCACGCUUAUGCUGAAAAUAAUCCACCGCAAGCACCGCCUGAUGUACAAUAUCCAAUAGCCGACAAGGCCAUUAUUACAGUACCAGGUCACGUGAGAGAAGAAGCUUUCGAGAUUUUUUUUGAAAAGAACAACGACCGUGACAGUUUACCGCAUUUAAUACUUAAAGCAAUACUUGGCUGUCCACUAGACGUGCGUCGCAUUUUGUGUGAAAAUAUAUUUGUCGUGGGAGGUUCGUCAAUUGUGAUGGGACUACUACCGCGUCUCAAAGAAGAAUUGCAAUAUUUAGUAGCCAAUGAUAAGGAAUAUCAAAAAAGAUUGCAUGGUGAUAUUAUCUUCAAGUUCCACAAGUGCUUAGGGCGUGCUAACAUUGCCGCGUGGCUGGGUGCCUCUUUAUGCGCAAGCACAGAUUUGGUUAAUUCCCGUUCAUUAACUAAAGAAGCUUAUAUGCGCUUCGAGAGAGUACCCGAUUGGAUCUGUCUAGAUGAUAAUCGUGUAAAUGGUUAAAAUUAAUUUAUUGUAUUCUAAUUAAACUAAAAAUAUCAUUAAG